GCGUAUCGUCCGGUUCAACCCUUUUUCAUCCCACCACUUCUCUCGACUGGAAAACUAACAACCAGCAUCAUGUCGUGGCGCACUCAGGGCAUGACGGGUUCGAACAACAUCCCUCUGGGCCGUCGCCGCUUUGCUGGUGACGAGCCCGAGGAUGAGAGUAGGACUGCGACUCCGGCCUCUGCUGCUGGGGACGUAGGCGUCAAGCGAGGCAGAAGCCCUGUUAGAGAUGGCAUCAAGAAGCGCAAGAAGCGCAACCGCUGGGGCGACGCGCAGGAGAACAAGGCGGCUGGGCUGAUGGGCCUCCCCACCAUGAUCAUGGCCAACUUCACCAACGAACAGCUCGAGGCGUAUACUCUACACCUCCGUAUCGAAGAGAUCAGCCAGAAGCUUCGUAUCAACGAUGUCGUUCCUGCCGAUGGUGACAGAUCUCCGUCGCCUCCUCCGCAGUACGAUAACUUUGGUAGACGUGUUAACACCAGGGAAUUCCGGUAUCGCAAGCGUCUCGAGGAUGAGCGCCACAAACUGGUCGAAAAGGCCAUGAAGACCAUUCCUAACUACCACCCGCCUGCUGACUACAGACGGCCCACCAAGACCCAGGAGAAGGUCUACGUGCCAGUGAAUGACUAUCCAGAGAUUAACUUCAGUAUGAUAACUAACCCUCUAACUCCUAACUGUCUUGCUUUUCGUCCUCAAAUGAUCUCAGGCUCGCGCUUCUGGCUAACCCUACUACUGCUGCUGCUACUGCUGCUGCUGCUUAUCCUACACACUUCUUUGCUCUACCCGUUUGAUCAAUACCGAACAAGACUAACACUUAGCGCUUCUUGCUACCUUUCCCAAAGUUGGCUUACUCAUAGGACCUCGUGGCAACACUCUGAAGAAGAUGGAGGCCGAAUCCGGCGCCAAGAUCGCUAUUCGAGGCAAAGGCUCCGUCAAGGAAGGAAAAGGUCGCUCUGACGCCGCUCACGCUAGUAACCAGGAAGAAGAUCUUCAUUGCCUGAUCAUGGCAGACACCGAGGAAAAGGUUAACAAGGCCAAGAAGUUGGUCCAUAACGUUAUCGAAACAGUAU
This is a messenger RNA of Penicilliopsis zonata CBS 506.65, 1067 nucleotides long. RefSeq lists its product as hypothetical. The record is from RefSeq and is a predicted model, not a curated record. Bases 70 to 954 code for a protein of 294 amino acids. Gene Ontology annotation, cellular component: nucleus. Gene Ontology annotation, molecular function: mRNA binding. The transcript is spliced from 4 exons. Gene Ontology annotation, biological process: regulation of mRNA splicing, via spliceosome. NCBI's taxonomy places the organism in Eukaryota, Fungi, Ascomycota, Eurotiomycetes, Eurotiales, Aspergillaceae.